Molecule: messenger RNA, 3001 nt
Organism: Mus pahari (shrew mouse)
Lineage: Eukaryota; Metazoa; Chordata; Mammalia; Rodentia; Muridae
Gene: Btbd2
Product: BTB domain containing 2
Exons: 9
Coding region: 557-2083 (508 amino acids)
Biological process (GO): neurogenesis
Cellular component (GO): P-body; cytosol
Molecular function (GO): protein binding
Source: RefSeq, a predicted model, not a curated record
GCCUUCCCUGCCUCUCCUCAUCCUUCCCCUCCUGCCCUUGCUCGAAUCCAGGGAUGGCCUGCGCCCCUAUGGCCCCGACUGGCUCCCCUAGCUCCUGUCUCUGCUCCUUCCCCGUUACCACAUCCUUCUCUUUCCUCCUAUCCAAUCCCUCCUGUUGCCCCCCUCUCUGUCCCAGUAUCCAUUUCUCGCCCGCAUUUCUCUCUAUCCCCUUUCCCUCUGCCUCCCAUUCUCCUUCCUCCUCUGGCAGUUCAGGGCCCUCCUCUUCCUUGUAUCACCAAUCCUGGGCCUAGCCCUGCCACGCCCAUCCAACCUUCCCUCCUCUCUAGGCUCACAGUCGCUUCUCCCUCUUCCUCUCCUCCCUCCCGCCCUACUCCCCUUUCCUCUCUAUCCGCCUCCCUCCUUUCCGUCCUCCCAUCGGCUCCUCCCUUUUUGUCUCCUCCCCUCGCUCCUCUCGGGUCCCGUCUCUCUUUAGCCCCGCCCCUCCCAUCCUCCUCGCAGACGCCCCGCCCCCGCAACCACGCCUUCCGUGGCCCCGCCCCCGCGCCGCAGCGACAAGAUGGCGGCGGGCGGCAGCGGGCGCGCGUCUUGCCCGCCGGGGGUCGGGGCCGGCGCGGGCAGCCUGGGGCCCAGCGCCAACGCGGCCGCCGCCCCCAGCAACGCCGCUGCCUGCGCCCCGGCGCCUCCGCCGCCCCCGUCCCCGCCGCCUGGGCCCGGGACUGACGCGCAGGCCGUGGGCGACGAGCGCGACGACGCGGGCCCGGGCGCGCUGCUGCGCGAGCCCGUGUACAACUGGCAGGCCACCAAGCCCACGGUGCAGGAGCGCUUCGCCUUCCUCUUCAACAACGAGGUGCUGUGCGACGUGCACUUCCUGGUGGGCAAGGGGCUCAGCUCGCAGCGCGUCCCCGCGCACAGGUUUGUGCUAGCUGUGGGAAGCGCUGUCUUUGAUGCCAUGUUCAAUGGUGGGAUGGCUACCACAUCCACCGAGAUUGAGCUGCCUGACGUGGAGCCUGCUGCCUUCCUGGCGCUGCUCAAGUUCCUGUACUCAGAUGAAGUGCAGAUCGGGCCAGAGACAGUGAUGACCACACUGUACACGGCCAAGAAGUACGCAGUGCCCGCGCUCGAGGCCCACUGUGUGGAGUUCCUGAAGAAGCACCUGCGGGCUGACAACGCCUUCAUGCUGCUCACACAGGCACGGCUCUUUGAUGAGCCCCAGCUAGCCAGCCUGUGCCUGGAGAGUAUAGACAAGAACACAGCGGAUGCCAUCGCUGCCGAGGGCUUCACUGACAUUGACCUGGACACGCUGGUGGCAGUGCUGGAGCGGGAUACCCUGGGCAUUCGUGAGGUUCGGCUCUUCAAUGCAGUCGUGCGCUGGUCUGAGGCUGAAUGUCAACGGCAGCAGCUUCAGGUGACACCGGAGAACAAGAGGAAGGUGCUGGGCAAGGCCCUGAGUCUCAUACGAUUCCCCCUAAUGACCAUCGAGGAGUUUGCCGCAGGCCCGGCACAGUCCGGCAUCCUGGUGGACCGGGAGGUGGUCAGCCUCUUCCUACAUUUUACUGUCAACCCCAAGCCGCGUGUGGAGUUCAUCGACCGGCCCCGGUGCUGCCUGCGGGGCAAGGAGUGUAGCAUUAACCGGUUCCAGCAGGUGGAGAGCCGCUGGGGUUACAGCGGCACCAGUGACCGCAUCAGGUUCUCGGUCAACAAGCGCAUCUUUGUGGUGGGCUUUGGGCUCUAUGGAUCUAUUCACGGGCCUACUGACUACCAAGUAAACAUCCAGAUCAUCCACACAGACAGCAACACAGUCCUUGGCCAGAACGACACAGGUUUCAGCUGCGACGGUUCUGCCAGCACCUUCCGUGUUAUGUUCAAGGAGCCCGUGGAGGUCCUGCCCAAUGUGAACUACACCGCCUGUGCCACGCUGAAGGGCCCAGACUCUCACUAUGGCACCAAAGGUCUACGAAAGGUGACCCACGAGUCUCCCACCACGGGGGCUAAGACCUGCUUCACCUUCUGUUACGCGGCUGGGAACAACAACGGCACAUCUGUGGAGGAUGGGCAGAUCCCUGAAGUCAUCUUCUACACCUAGGACCAUCCACCCGGGUCACCCUGGCCAGCCACAGGCCUGCCUCCUCCCCACCACCUCCCACAUCAUCAUGGAAGGGGCUGUGUCCACAGUGACAAGUGUGACCGCCUGGCCCAAGGCACUGGGGAGGUGGUUAGGCCAUGGGCUGGGCCCCGUUGAGACAAUCCCUCAGUCUUGGGGGACAGAGUGGGACUAGCCUUGGAUGGACAGAGCGUGGUAGGUCGCAGUCCUUGAAGCUCAGGGCAGCAGGCCAGCUCCGAGCCCCGGUGCUGCCCUGCCCUGCUCCUCUGUUCUCUUCAACUGCACACUGCAAUGCAUACAAGCCCACACUCCGCUGGAGCCCACGCCGGGCCUCUCCUCCAGCCAGUGGUCUGGGUUCCAUGUUCCUCCUCUUCUCAGCUGCUCCCUGGGGUUCCCAGGUCCUGACCUGCGUGCACUGCUGCCCCCUGAAGCCCUGGCCUGCUGGGCAUGUACACAGAGCCGCUGGGAGCUCUGCCCCAGGGUAGGUGACAUGUGGCCAUAGUUUCUACUUCUCACAGCAGUACAAGUGCCCAGUCAGCACUACCCACCCGAGGCGGACAGACUCCUCACUGGUGUGCUCAGCAGAGCUCAGCCUUGAGCCUGCAGGCCCAUCAAGAUGCACUGGGCACCCAGCUGGCCUGACGUGGCUCCCCAGGGGUACCACAGAACACCCCUGUACAUACCACAGCCCUGGCCCUCUAGGCCACCACAUACCCCAUCCAGUGAUGUCCCAGAAGGCGCAGUCUCCAGUUUGGGGUUCCACUUCCUCAUAUUUCUGUACCAGUGACUUCCUGCCCAGAACCCAUACCCAUCCCAAAGCCAUGGGAGGUGUGCCCUCCACACUGUGUCCCCCAAAUGAUUUUUUUUUUUAAAAUAAAGGAAAACAUCUGCCUUGAAUCA